This is a messenger RNA of Trichoderma gamsii, 1689 nucleotides long. RefSeq lists its product as hypothetical. NCBI's taxonomy places the organism in Eukaryota, Fungi, Ascomycota, Sordariomycetes, Hypocreales, Hypocreaceae. The coding region runs from base 1 to 1689 and encodes 562 amino acids. The transcript is spliced from 3 exons. The record is from RefSeq and is a predicted model, not a curated record.
AUGGAGGGAAAUGCAGAGGCCGUUAGCGCUCAGCUGCAGCAGCCAGUAGCAACAAUCCCCGCACCGGCUGCUGCUGAUAGCGAUAGUGGGAGAGUCAGUGGCAGAGCUCCAGCAGCUGAACCUGCGUCGUCUAGACCAGGCAACGACAGCGACAACAACAACAGCAGCAACAGCCGACUUGCUGCGGCGUCGACAACUCCAACAACAUCAGCGUCAGCAUCACCAGCACCACCACCACUGUUUACGUCAGCUUCAGCAACCGCGCCAGCCACAACCAACGCUGCCGCCUCCAGAGCCGAACCCGGACCGGAGCCUGAAUCUGGAUCGACACCUGCAUCUGGCCUCGGAUCACCAUCGCCUGGAUCUGCAUCCCGCAACCGACCCGACACCGGCUGCGACGAGGCUGAAGCCGCAUCUUCAUCUGCAUCUGCAUCUUCGUCGGCGAGUCCUCCCACGCUCGGCAGGCAGCAGCGCCCGACCAGCAUCGCCCUGCCGCCGCCCUUUGUGGCCCCGUCGUCGUAUCUGCGCUUCCACGCCAACUCCCACUCUGGCGGCAUCAUGGCCGAUGCGCCAGACCCCAAACCGCAAUCGCUGAGCCCUCUGGACAAGGAGCAGCGACAAGGCCUGAAUUCCAUCCGAGACUUCCUCCGCAAGCGCACCAGCUACGAUGUGCUGCCGCUGUCCUUCCGCCUCAUUGUGCUCGACACCGACCUGCUCAUCAAGAAGAGCCUCAAUAUCUUGAUCCAAAACUGUAAGCCGCUGCAGAAAUUUCCGCAUCAUAUCUUCUGGCCAGCUUUGAUGCCCCGCGCCCUCCCCCGCGCUAGGCUGGGCUCCGGCAUUGGGCUGGCCGUUGGGUGUCACGAUGCUGACUCUCCUCUAGCCAUUGUGUCUGCCCCUCUAUGGGACUCGCACGCCUCGCGGUUCGCCGGCAUCCUGACCGCGACCGACUACAUCAAUGUGAUUCAGUACCAUUGCCAGUUCCCCGAUGAAAUGAACAAGCUGGACCAAUUCCGCCUGAGCAGCUUACGAGACAUUGAAAAAGCAAUUGGGGCCACCCCCAUUGAAUCUGUUUCUGUCCAUCCUUCGAAACCGCUCUACGAGGCCCUUCGACGCAUGCUCAAGACCCGCGCGCGACGAAUCCCCCUGGUCGACGUCGACGACGAGACUGGCAGAGAAACCGUCAUCUCGGUCAUUACGCAGUAUCGAAUCCUCAAGUUCAUCGCCGUCAACAACGAGCAUAACACCAUUCUACUCAAGAAGACGGUCCGCGAACUCCACCUAGGCACGUACACAGACCUCGCCGUUGCGCGCAUGGCGAGCACAGUGCUCGACGUCAUUGACCUCAUGGUCAACAGGAACAUCAGCUGCGUACCCAUCGUCGACUCCGAAAACAGAGUCCUCAACGCCUUUGAGGCCGUCGACGUCAUUCCUUGCAUCAAAGGGGGCGCUUACGACGACCUGAACGGGACUGUGGGCGAGGCGCUGUGCAAACGGCCGGAAGAUAACCCGGGCAUCUUCACCUGCAGCGAAGACGAUAGGCUGGAUUCUAUCUUUGACACCAUUCGCAAGAGCCGCGUGCAUAGGCUAAUCGUCGUAGACGACGAAAACAAGCUCAAGGGCGUUAUCUCACUUUCCGAUAUCCUCAAGUACGUACUGCUACACGACGAGGAAGACUUCGCAAAGUCAUAG